Molecule: messenger RNA, 528 nt
Organism: Eriocheir sinensis (Chinese mitten crab)
Lineage: Eukaryota; Metazoa; Arthropoda; Malacostraca; Decapoda; Varunidae
Product: translation initiation factor IF-2-like
Exons: 2
Coding region: 1-528 (175 amino acids)
Source: RefSeq, a predicted model, not a curated record
AUGUCAAUUCCUGGUAUGACAUACGGCGCUGUCCUUAACACCCAUGCCAAUCGCCGUCGUGCCACUACCAAGCCUGUUGCUCCCACAACCUCAUGUUUGCCUGAAAAGGCCGCCCAGACGCCUGCUGAUGGCCGCAGUGAGCCCCAUCAGCAGAAGCGCAGUCGCAGCGAGGAGUCCCUCAGGGAAACCCCUCCUGCUAAAAUGCCUUCUCUAGUUACCGCUUCGGGGUCGCUGGAAAAAACCCGGGUGCCGGCUGCAGCCGCCAUCCCCGCACUAGCGGCCCCGGCUGUCUCUGAGCCGGUGACUGCUGCUGCCAAAGGUCAAGGUGCAGCCCUGCCGGCGCCCGUGUCCUCAGCCUCCGCACAGUCCAUGCCGGGGGCUCCAUCCGUGCCCCGCUCCCUUGCCGCUUCUUCGGGGUGGCGGAAGGUUGCGGGGUGCAGGAUGGGGGCGCAGCUCAUCACAGAGCCUGAUGAUUUCCUGACUGGGAAAUCUAUACACCCGCAACAGGUGUUCAUCACUAACGUGUAG